Carlito syrichta (Philippine tarsier) is the source of this 441-nucleotide messenger RNA. Its product is annotated as histone H3-like. The transcript has a single exon. Gene Ontology annotation, molecular function: DNA binding; protein heterodimerization activity; structural constituent of chromatin. Gene Ontology annotation, cellular component: nucleosome. The record is from RefSeq and is a predicted model, not a curated record. NCBI's taxonomy places the organism in Eukaryota, Metazoa, Chordata, Mammalia, Primates, Tarsiidae. The coding region runs from base 1 to 441 and encodes 146 amino acids.
AUGGCGCGCACCAAGCAGACCGCCCGCAGAGCCACCGCGGGCAUGGCCCCCAGGAAGCCGCCGGCCACCAAGGGCAAGGGCCAGGGCCAGGGCCAGGGCCAGGGCCAGGGCCAGCGCGCGCCCCCGGCCGGCGGCGUCAGGAAGCCCCACCGCUACCGGCCGGGCACGCGCGCCCUCCGCGAGAUCCGGACCUACCAGAAGUCCGCCCAGCUGCUGCUGCGCAAGCUGCCCUUCCAGCGCCUGGUGCGCGAGCUCGCCCGGGCCGUGGCGCCCGACCUGCGCUUCCAGGGCGCCGCCGUCGGGGCGCUGCAGGAGGCCAGCGAGGCCUACCUGGUGCGCCUCUUCGAGGACAGCAACCUGUGUGCCAUCCACGCCAGGCGCGUCACCGUCAUGCCCAAGGACGUGCAGCUGGCCCGCCGCCUGCGCGGAGAGCGUGCCUGA